AUGUCUGUCUCAACUCUUGCUUCGUUUGAGUAUCUGGAGAGACUGCCAGGUACAACCUUUAGACGACUGUAUCAACAACCUUCCACUUCGUUGGCCAUUUUCAGGCGCAUGCUACCUCAUCUUGCCAAAACAUUUGUGAUGGCACUACUCUAUAUGCCCAAGCCUUUGCCUUUCACAGCUUUGGAUCAAUGGGUACAAACGAAGAGCAAGAGACAAAAAGAUCAAGCCCUUUCCUUACUAUCGCGACUGCAUAUCGUUGAUAUUACUGCGCUGAGCCGAGAAAGUCCUCAGACUGUAGCUUUGACUAAGAAUUUUGGAACCUCACUACGACUGGCACUUACUGGUGGAGGAGAUCAUCAAUCUUUCGGUGUCCCUUCGUCCGACCUUGUUGCGCCAAAUGUUGAUAUAGAUUUCUUGGAUGUGCAUGCGCGAAUGCAAUGGGAAGGGAUCCUACAUUAUUUGGUCAACAGUGUUGCAGCAGGCUCGGGACAAGAGGGGAAAGGACCCGCAAGUUCAGUCAAGAAAUUACUCGAUGCCGGAAACUUGGUUACAAAAGGGCGAGGCGUGGGUAUUACUCAAGCUGGAUUCUCGUUUCUAUUACAAGAGGCCAAUGCGCAAGUCUGGACUUUACUUCUUCUAUGGAUUGAAAAUGCCGAGGGUAUGGGAAUGGAUUCCGUCGAGGUACUCUCCUUUCUCUUCAUGCUAGGCUCCCUCGAACUCGGACGUGCAUAUAGCACCACAACCCUCACAGAUGCCCAGCACAACAUGCUCGGCAACCUCAUCGAUUUCGGGCUUAUCUACCUCCCCCCAUCUGCCCCUACCCAAUUCUUCCCAACCCGUCUCGCCACAACCCUCACUUCAGAUGCCAGUGCUCUCCGUACGGUAUCCGCUGGUUUCGACGCCGCUUCCAAAUCCACCGCCAGUCAAAAAGGUUUCAUCAUAAUCGAAACCAACUACCGCCUAUACGCCUACACUUCCUCACCCCUUCAAAUUGCCGUCCUCUCCCUCUUCACCAAGCUCAACACCCGCUAUCCUAACAUGGUCAGCGGCCGCAUAUCUCGCGAUUCCAUCAGCACCGCCAUAGCCCACGGCAUCACCUCUGACCAAAUAAUUACCUACCUAUCCACCCACGCGCAUCCCCAACUCAUCAAAGCCUCUGUCGCAGCUAACGGUGGACCUGUAUUACCACCUACAGUGGUUGAUCAAAUCCGACUCUGGCAAUUGGAAAACGAGAGGAUGAAAGCGAUGCCAGGGUUCCUGUUCAAGGAUUUCGAGAGCCAGAAGGAAUACGAAGCGUGUGCGAAAUAUGCAGAGGAGGUGGGAGUGUUUGUUUGGAAAAAUGAUUCGAAGAGGAUGUUCUUUGUGACGAGGGUGGAACAGUUAAGGGAUUAUAUCAAGGCGAGGAAAAUAAAAUAG
Messenger RNA from Sclerotinia borealis F-4128, 1416 nucleotides. NCBI's taxonomy places the organism in Eukaryota, Fungi, Ascomycota, Leotiomycetes, Helotiales, Sclerotiniaceae. The record is from the annotation of a GenBank genome assembly.